Molecule: messenger RNA, 2802 nt
Organism: Strongyloides ratti
Lineage: Eukaryota; Metazoa; Nematoda; Chromadorea; Rhabditida; Strongyloididae
Product: Rap guanine nucleotide exchange factor 1
Exons: 5
Coding region: 1-2802 (933 amino acids)
Biological process (GO): Ras protein signal transduction; positive regulation of GTPase activity
Cellular component (GO): plasma membrane
Molecular function (GO): guanyl-nucleotide exchange factor activity
Source: RefSeq, a predicted model, not a curated record
AUGGCCGAUGGAAUUUCGUAUAUUGUUACUGAAUCUAUAUCAAAAUUUUUAAAUGUAAUAGAAAAUAAAAAUUUUAAAGAAAUAAAUAAUAUUUUUAAUGAAAUAAUAACGUGUUUUUUAAAUAUUAAUUUUGAUAAUAAUUCGGAGAAACAAAAAUUUUCAAAACUUUUAAUUCUUCUUAUCAAAUGGUGGGAUUGUUUAUCUUUCAAAAUUUGCUGUGAUGAUUCAUAUAUAAUUACUAAUGAUGAUAUUAGUAAUGGUAAAAAAAUAUUAUUUGAUAUCAAAAAAUAUAUAACUAUUAGUUCAUGGCAAGUUUCUAUUGAAGAAAAAGAUGAAGAUGAUACAAAUUGUGAUAAAGUUAUAACAGAUAUGAUUGUAUAUUCUUUACCAAUGUUAGAAAAAACUCCAAAUAGUGAUGAAUUUUGUUCACUUAUGAAAAAUUUAAUGAAUCGUCAAAUUGAUAUGUUUAAACCUAAUUUUAAUAUUCCUGAAACAGAAUCUGAUGGUGAUGAUAAUGAAUCAAAAUGUGAGGAAGAAAGUGAAACACGUAAAGAACAACAUGGAAGUAAAACUACUGAAGAAGAAAUUACUAAAACACCAGAUGGACGAGAAAUUAGAUCUACAAAAACAAGAAUUGUUAAUAGUUCAAGAACAUCUAAAAAUAUAACCGUUAGAACAUUUGGUAAUGGUCAAGAUAAUAUUCGUAAAAAUUUUUUUGAUGUUACUAGAUCACAUAAUGAAGAUUCAGAUGAAGAAUUUUCAGAGUCAUUUAAAAAACCAUCUUUUAAAAAUAGAAAUACUUUUACAGAUAAUACAAAUUCUUUUUUUAAUGAUAAAAAAUUACUUACAUUUGGUGAUUUUAAAAAUGAUGAAUCAUUAUUAAGUAACAGAUUAAGUACAUUAAAUGAUUCAAUAUAUGAUAAUUCAAAAAAAUAUGAUAAUAAUGAAGAGUUACAAAAUAAUGAGUUACAAAAAAUUAAAAAAGUAGAUCAUUCAAGUGCUACAUUACAAGUUGUUGAAAAAACAAAAAAGACUAAUGGUAAAUUAAUGUUUAAUGCAGCAGCUCAUAAAUUAGAUACAAAACAAUUAUCUGCACAACAAACAGAAAUAUAUGAUGAUAAUGAAUUGUUAAGAAAAGAGGGUGAUGGUUGUUUUGAAGAAAAUACAACAAUUGGAACUGGUGAUGUAAAUCCGGAAGCUUUAAUAAAUUUAGGUACUGUAAAUAGAUUUGGUUUACAUAACAGUAAAGAAUUUGAAUGUGGAAAUUAUGAUAAUAAUGGAAGUUAUAUUAAAGGAUUAACAAUGACAAGUUAUCUUCUUGUAAAUGAAAGUAUUAGUAAUCAUGAGGAACAAUUUAGGAAAAGAUUACAAUUUGAAUUUAGAAAUAAUAGUCCACUAAAAAUUGAAGAAAAUAAAGAUAUUGAUAAUAAAAUUGAUUUAAAUCAAUUAUUAGAAUUAUCGGAUUUUAAUGAAAUGAGUAAAGAAGUUGCUAAAAAUAUAAGUGAUUUGUCAAAAUACGAAGAAUCUGAUAAAAUUAACAAAAAAAUAUUAUCAUUAUCAGAAGAUUUAUCACUUUUUGAAAUAAUUGAUGUUAAAGAUUAUUUAGUAUUUGUUACAAAAUCUGAUAGUAAUGGAAAAAUAUCUAAAAUAUGUCGUGGUGGACCAAAAAAUGCUUUAAUUGUUUAUGCAACACAAAAUAAUGCAUCAUUAUUAUAUAAAGAAGCAUUUAUAUCAACAUAUAGAACAUUUAUUUCAUCACUUGAUGUAAUACGAUAUCUUUUAUAUCGUUUUCAAUAUAUGAUUAAUCAAUUUACAAAUAAAGAUAAUAGUUAUGCUCAUUCAACUGUUUCAGUAAUUAUAAGGAUAAUUCAAAAUUUAUCAAUAACUGAAAUUAGUGAAGAGAUAUUAUGUACAAUUAAUGAUUUAUACAAAAUAUUAUAUGAUAAUUGUGAAAUACAAUUUUUAAAGAUUCUUCGUAAAUUAAUAAGUACAAAUAUUAUGACAUUUUAUGAGUCAAAAAUUAAUAAUAUAUUACCAAAACAAGUUCAUUGUAUGUUGGAUGAGUAUAGAGUUAAGGAAUUUCUUAAUCUACGAUCUAUGAAAUUAGCACAAGAGAUUACUAUUAUUAGUAGUAAACUUUUUCAUAAUGUUAAAGAAUUAGAACUUUUGUGGUGGUCAAUAGAUCAAAGUAAUUUGCAUUCAACAAAUUUAAAAAGAUUAACAAAUAAUUUUAAUUUUAUUAGUUAUUGGUGUAGAUCAUUAAUUUUAAUGUCAAAUGAACAAAAGAUAAGAGAAAAAAUUUUUAUAAAAUUUUUAAAAAUAGCAAAAUAUUUAAAACAAUUUGGUGAUCUUAAUUCUUAUCUUGCUAUUAUUGCUGCCUUAGAUAGUGGACCUGUUAAUCGAUUACAAUGGAAUAAAACAAUUAAUGAUGGAAUGAAAGAACAUAGAAUUAUCAUGUCAUCAAGUUAUUCAUUUAAAAAUUAUAGACAAUUAUUUUCGCAAUGUAAACCACCAUGUAUUCCAUACAUUGGUUUAAUAUUACAAGAUUUAACAUUUAUUUAUAACGGUGCUGUUCAAAAAUUAUCUGAUAAAGAAUAUAAUGGUAUAAAUUAUAUAAAUUUUGUCAAAUGUUUUAAACAAUUUACAAUACUUGAAAGUGUAAGAAAACUUAAAAUGUGGGAUUAUUCAUUUGAAACAGAUGAAGUAUAUAAAAAUUUUCUUAAUAAUUUUGUUGAACAUUAUUCUGAAGAAGAAUGUUGGAUAAGAAGUGAAAUGAUAAAACCAAGACAUUUAAAAAAUUAA